GUAUGUCUACUAUACCUCAUUCUGAAUCGAUUUCUCCGAAAGUAAGAAUCAUGCGACCAUCAAAACAAAAAUUUAAUAUUACUUUUAAAGAAUUUGCAAAACAUUGUGAGCGCCUCCAAUUAAAUUAAGUAUCAGAAAUCAUAAAACAAAUUAAAUUAAUUCCAACAGCUUCUCCUAAUGAAAUUUAGGAUUUUUUCAACUCAAAUAAAAUAGUAGGAAAUAUUAACAAUAUUGCAACAAAUUUUGAUUUUCUUCCAGCAGAAUAUUAAUCAAUUCUAAUUUCCAAAAACAUAACAUCACCUACUCCUAUAUAACAAGCAAUCAUACCUUUAAUAUUAGAAGGAAGAGAUGUGAUUGCCAUAGCUGAAACAGGAUCUGGAAAAACAUUAGCAUAUGCAUUACCAGGAAUAAUUCAUUCUCAAGCAUAACCAAAAGUACUUGGACCAAGAAUUUUAGUACUUGCUCCAACAAGAGAAUUGGCUUAAUAGAUUUAAUCUUAAUAUGAACUUUUUACAAGGACUUGUUGUGUUUAUGGAGGAGUCUAUAAGAAUUUAUAAUUUAGUGAAAUAAUGGGGAUUAAAGAAUCAAGAAAUAAGAUUAAUCUGCCUUCUGUAAUAAUUGGUACUCCUGGAAGAUUAUUAGAUUUUAUGAAAGAUGGUUUGCCUUUAAAUUCAAUCACUUAAGUAGUAUUGGAUGAAGCUGAUAGAAUGUUAGAUAUGGGAUUUGAGGAAUAAAUUUAAACAGUUCUAUAAGGAAUUAGAGAAGAUAGAUAAACUUUAUUUUUUAGUGCCACUUGGCCAAAUGAAGUUUAAAGAUUGGCUAAUUCAUUAUGUAUUUAAGAUCCUAUUUUAUUAUAAAUUGGUGAAUAAGGAUUGUCAGUAAAUAAAAAUAUUUAGUAAGAAAUUAUAAUAGUUUAUGAAAAUAAAUUUGAACAAUUUGUUGAAUUGACAGAAAGAUUAAAAGGAUAAAAGUUAUUAAUUUUUUGUUAAAAGAAGAUUGAUACAUAGAAAUUAGAAUAUCGUUUAUCUUAACAUGGAUUAAAGGCUAGAUAUUUACAUGGAAAUUUAAAACAAGUUGAAAGAGAUUAUAUUAUGGAAGAUUUUAAGACAGGAACAAUUAAUUGUUUGAUCACAACUAAUUUAGCAUCUAGAGGUUUGGAUGUUUCUGAUGUUGAUGUUGUAGUAAGUAUAUUCAUAUGAUUUUUAGAUUAAUUAUGAUUUCCCAGAUAAAAUUGAAGAUUAUAUUCAUAGAAUUGGUAGAACUGGCAGAGCUGGCAAAAAAGGAUUGGCCAUUAGUUUUUUAGAACCAUGCUUUAUUAAUAAUAGGCUUAAAAAUGAUUUGGUGUAAGUUCUUUAACAAUCUAAUUAAGUUAUACCCUAAGAAUUAUUUAACUUAAGGUUAUGA
Messenger RNA from Paramecium pentaurelia, 1404 nucleotides. Lineage: Eukaryota; Ciliophora; Oligohymenophorea; Peniculida; Parameciidae. The record is from the annotation of a GenBank genome assembly.